AGUCAAGACCGGAUGUGACGUCGUUGACAUGGUUGUCUAAGAACAGCGAGAUGCUAGCGCGACUUGUUUGGCAUACACCGGCUUGCUUUUAAGCUUCAUUUCAAAGCAGACAUGUCGCUGUCAACAGCUCGGUCCUUCCUGUCUGAAGCUUGCUAUGGGGAGCAGGAGCUGGACGCCAACUCCGCUCUCAUGGAGCUGGAUAAGGGGCUGCGGUCGGGGAAGCUCGGAGAGCAGUGCGAAGCGGUGGUGUUGUUCCCCAAACUCUUCCAGAAGUAUCCCUUUCCGAUCCUCAUCAACUCGGCCUUUCUGAAACUAGCGGACAUCUUUAGGCUCGGCAACAACUUUCUGCGUCUGUGUGUACUGAAAGUCACGCAGCAGAGUGAGAAACAUUUGGAGAAGAUUCUCAAUGUGGAUGAAUUUGUUAAGAGGGUGUUUUCAGUCAUCCACAGUAACGACCCCGUGGCCAGAGCCAUCACUCUCAGGAUGCUCGGUAGCUUGGCGUCCAUCAUCCCAGAGCGGAAGAAUGCCCACCACAGCAUUCGACAGAGCUUGGACUCUCAUGACAACGUGGAGGUGGAGGCUGCCAUCUUUGCGGCUGCGAGUUUCUCUGCGCAGUCAAAAGACUUUGCGGCUGGAAUUUGUAACAAAGUCAGUGAAAUGAUCCAAGGUCUGGACACGCCGGUGGACCUGAAGCUGAAGCUGAUCCCCAUGCUGCAGCACAUGCACCACGACGCCAGCCUGGCCUCCAGCAGCCGGGAGCUCCUGCAGCAGCUGGUCAACUCCUACCCCUCCACCCCCAUGGUCAUCGUCUCGCUGCACACAUUCACGCAGCUGGCCGCCUUCUCGCUCAUCGACAUCCCCAAGCAGUUGCAGCUCCUCCUUCAGUACCUGAAAGACGACCCGCGGAAAGCCAUAAAGAGACUUGCUAUAAAUGACUUAAAGCUCCUGGCUAAAAAGGCUCCUCACCUGUGGAUCAGAGAGAAUACUCAGACUCUGUGCGAGUGUGCUUUGGCCAUGCCUUACAACAGUUUGAAGCUGGGAAUGCUGGCUGUCCUCUCCACUCUAUCUGGGACCAUAGCCAUCAAGCAGUACUUCAGCAGCGCUGCAGGUGGCUCCUCCAUCCCCCUGCGGCUCACCGACCUGGUGAAGCUGGCUCAGGAAUGCUGUUAUCACAGCAACCUGUCGGUGGCGGCCCACGGCGUGCUGGUGCUUUCCAACAUCGCCAUUUCCUGCCCGGAAAAAGACAUCGUGCAACUGGAGCAGGACACAGUGUUGGGAGUGGAGUCCCUCCUGAUGCUGUGCAGCCAGGACAGCAGCCCCGGUGCUCAGGCCACUCUCAAAACGGCGCUCACCUCGCUCGUCAAGCUGCUGAAACAUCGGCCUCACCUCAGCCAACCAGCUGUGGAGUUCCUGCUCGGCCAGCUCCACCUAUCCUGCGACUCCUCCAGCGUGCUCCUGUGCCACGCCCUCGCGGCCAUCGCCAACCACCUGCCCGUGCUGGGAGACGGCAUGCUGGGGGAUCUGGUCGAUCUGUACCGGGUGGCCGGUCACUCCUCCACCGGCGAGCAGCAGGAGCUUCUGGUUUCCCUGGCGACGGUGAUCUUCGUGGCCAGCCAGUCGUCCCUGUCGUCCGAGGUGAAGACGGUCAUCAAACAGCAGCUGGAGAACGUCGCCAACGGCUGGACGGUCUACCGCAUCGCGCGGCAAGCCUCGCGCACGGGAUGCCACGAGUUCUCCAGCGAGCUUUACCAGUGCCUCCGCACCCGUGUGGCGUCGGAGCAUUUCUACUUCUGGCUGAACAGCCUGAAGGAGUUUUCCCAGGCAGAGCAGUGCUUGAGUCACGUGGAGGAGGGAGACUACAGCGGGGCCAUGAGCGCCAUCGCCGAGGCCCUGCGCUCCUACCAGAAGGGCAUCGCCUCCCUGACGGCUGCCAGCACUCCUCUGAGCCCGCUCACGUUCCAGUGUGAGUUCAUUAAGCUGCGCAUCGACACGCUGCAGGCCCUGUCGCAGCUGAUCUGCACCUGCAACAGCCUGAAGACCAGCCCCCCCCCGGCCAUCGCCGCCACCAUCGCGCUCACGUCAGGCAACGAGGUCCAGCGCUGCGGCCGCAUCUCAAUGCAGAUGAAGGUAUGCAUGGAUGAGUUCAGAGCUCUCGCUGCCCGCUACGCUGAUUUGCACCAGUCGCUCUUCGACGCAGACUACGCUACCCUUCGCAACGUGGAGCUACAACAGCAGAGCUGCUUGCUGGUCUCCUAUGUAAUCGAAGCUCUGAUCCUGGACCCACAGGCAGCCAGUUUCCAGGAGCACGGCACGUCGGGGUCCGUUCAGACGGAGAGCGAAUACGAGCGGCGGAUGAUGUCGGUCUUUAACCAUGUGCUCGACGAGGUAGAAGGACUGUCCAAGAAACACCCGCCCGUUUCACACCUGCAUACCAAUUGUCUCUGCGAUGCGGUCAUAGCCUUGCUCAAGGUGCCGCUGUCUUUCCAGAGAUAUUUCUUCCAGAAACUCCAGUCGACCAGCAUCAAGCUGGCUCUCUCUCCAUCACCACGGACUCCAAGCGAGCCCAUCCCGGUCCAGAGCAGCCAGCAGCUGACUCUGAAGGUGGAGGGCGUGGUACAACACGGCUCCACCCCGGGACUCUUCAGGAAGAUCCAGUCUGUUUGCCUCAACGUCACAUCGGUCCUACAGAGCAAGACCGGGCCUGACUACAAAAUACCACUUGAUAGUAAAACAAAUGAGAUCGAGCAGCGAGUAGAACCUCACAACGACUACUUCAGCACCCAGUUCCUGCUAAAUUUCUCCGUCCUGGGCACGCACGUGGUCACCGUGGAGGCGUCUGUGGUGGACGAGAGCGGCAUCGAGUGGAAGACGGGGCCAAAGACCAUGGUGUCCGUCAAAUCCCUGGAGGAUCCUUACUCCCAGCAGCUGCGCCACCAGCUGCAGCAGGGUGGCGCUCAACCUGCCCCACAGAGGAGUUCAUACAUUCGCUUUUAGUCUAAAUGUCAACGAAAAAAAGUUUUUUCUUUUACGAUUUGAGCGCAUUGACUUUGUUUUGUCUUGUAGAAAAUGUUUAUAUUGUUUUCCUACAAUUAUUAAAAGACUGUCUCAUUUAAAUA
Fundulus heteroclitus (mummichog) is the source of this 3116-nucleotide messenger RNA. RefSeq names its product integrator complex subunit 7 (gene ints7). Lineage: Eukaryota; Metazoa; Chordata; Actinopteri; Cyprinodontiformes; Fundulidae. The record is from RefSeq and is a predicted model, not a curated record. The coding region runs from base 112 to 2994 and encodes 960 amino acids. The transcript is spliced from 20 exons. Gene Ontology annotation, cellular component: integrator complex. Gene Ontology annotation, biological process: snRNA 3'-end processing.